CCUCCUCCAUUUUAGCACCAACAAAAUUCCUUCCCCUCCUGCUCUCCCUCCUUUAGCAGGCAGGGCAGAGAAACCGAAGAGAACUUGAUAUUCAAACCCUCCUUCUCCUUAUUCCCUUCAUUUCUUUCUCUCUUUCUCCUCGUGUUCCCGCAUUUUGGUAAAAAUGAAAAUGGCUAUUCGACUAGGGGCAGCCAUCCUCCUCCUGGCCAUGGCUUUGGCUGUGCUUGCUGAUUCAUCACCCACACUUGACACCGUCUUUGGCCUCACCAGCCUGGCAGGAUCCAAAGGCGGUGAUGGCCUCGGCGGACUCGUUGCGGACUUCAUUGAUGAGGAUGAGGAGAUGUCUGUGGAGUCUGAAACAGCCAGAAGAACUCUUGCAGGUCGGCCAAGGUAUAUCAGUUAUGAUGCCAUGAGAAGAGGCAAUGUCCCAUGCAGCAGGCGUGGUAACUCCUACUAUGCUUGCAAUGCUCAUGGUAGGGCUAACCCUUACCAGCGCAGCUGCACCAGGAUCUCUAGGUGCCCAAGGAACACUCGUUGAGGACCCUCUUUGAAUCCGAUGUGCUAUCGAUGAAAAUGGAGAAAGAGACGAAGCUUAAGAAUGGUUUCAAGUAAGUCAAAAUGGUGUUCUAGGAAUAAUAUAGCAAAUAAGAUUGUGGGCUGGCUAAUUAAUCUCAAUUGUUCUGAUUUCUCCACCCCAGUUCACUGCAAA
Coffea arabica (coffee) is the source of this 709-nucleotide messenger RNA. Lineage: Eukaryota; Viridiplantae; Streptophyta; Magnoliopsida; Gentianales; Rubiaceae. The record is from RefSeq and is a predicted model, not a curated record.